Messenger RNA from Cuscuta campestris, 2789 nucleotides. Lineage: Eukaryota; Viridiplantae; Streptophyta; Magnoliopsida; Solanales; Convolvulaceae. The record is from the annotation of a GenBank genome assembly.
UCUGAGGGUUUUGCAAGAAGCUUAAAUCAUGCCAUCAAUUCUUGAUACAUCUCCCAUUACAAGGUGGGGAAGAAUAGAGUGGUAUCCCAUCUUGCUUUUGCAUAUUAUCUUAUUAUCUUUCUUAAGAGAGACCUUAGGAAUAUCCUAAGAUUCAGACACCUUCUGGAUAGCUAUCUUAAGGCUUCAGGACAUGAGGUUAAUAAAAAGAAAAGCAGGAUAUUCUGCAAGAAAGGGAGAAGAGGCUUAUAUAUUAGCAAGCUGGAAGAUACUUUAGGGUCUAAGGUGGGAAACCCUCCUUUCAAAUACUUGGGCUCUACUAUCACUUGUGGUAAACUCAAAAAGACUCACUGUGAUCACAUUCUUCACCAUUUUGAUGCUUAUAUCAACAAUUGGUAUAGUAAAGAGCUUAACCCUAUGAGUAGACUCAUUCUUAUCAAGCAUGUCCUAAGUGCAAUUCCUAUGCAUACCCUUGCUAUCCAAGAUCUUCCUAAAUCCAUUAUUGGGACCAUUCAUGGCAAACUGGCUAACUUCUUCUGGGGGAGCAAACAAGGAAGGAACCAUUACCAUUGGGCCAAAUGGGACACACUAACUAGACCCACUGGAGAGGGAGGUCUGGGGAUCAAGAACUUGGAAGAUAUUCAGAAAGCCUCAGCUUUAAAACUUUGGUGGAAGUCUCUUACAGGGGAUUCUCUCUAGGCCAGAUUUAUGAAGAACAAAUAUACAAGGGAAGGAACUUUUGAGGCUAAGAUUUAUGACUCUGCUUCUUGGAAAAGAAUUUGUAGAAUCUCUCCUAUCGGUUUACAAUUCACUACAAUUACCAACCAGAAUGUUAGUUGGGUCAAUGGUAAUUUCUUCUUCAAAGAAGCAUAUUGGGCUAUUAGAGAGAGGGAUGUCAGCACUCAAAUCAACACACUGACUUGGAAUAAGUUCCAAAUCCCUAAAAUUAAGCUUUUCACUUGGAAUGCUCUUAACCAAUAUUUACCCUUCCCUAAUAUUCUCAAUAGAUUGUCCUAUAACAUGCCUAGCAAAUGCCCAUUUUGCUUACCUGUGAUUUAUCAAGGAGUAUCUGGAAAGACUUUGCAGAUUACUAUGGUGCCAACCAGGACUAAUGCGAUGGAUCUUAGAGAAUACAUGUUGGAGUGGUGGGUGUCACAUAGCAUGUAACGCCCCAAAAUAUACCCUAAAACUUAUUGAACUAAAUAUUCAAUUAAUCAAAUUUGUUUUAAUAAAUUAUUGUUGGCCUUUGGGCCAAAAUAAAAUGUAUUUUGAUAUCCAAUAUCAUAAUCAAGAUAAAUCUCAUAGAGGUAAAUCCAACGUGUUGACUUAUUGUGUGAUCUUAUUUGGGAACCUGGGUACAGACCAAAGUUAAGAGUAAAUAGAGAAUUUGUUUCUUAAAUGAACUUUGAAAUGAAUUCUUGAAAUAAACCAUGAGAAUAAAUUUAAUGUGAGAACAUUUUAUGAUAAAAGUCAACUAAACCAAUUUUGACUUUGUCACCAAAAAGUGUAGCCUGACUGGGACUAAAAUUAGUCCCAAUCAGGGACGGCGCCUCCUACUCCACUCAGCCGAUGGAAGAUACGUUCCUACGCAAAUCCUACGCAGCAUUGUUUGGUUUCUUCCUCCAUUCCUUCCCUAUAUAAGACCACCUUCACUCCCUCAAUUCUCCAUCAUUUCUCACAAUUCUCAUAUCAAUUUUGUUGCUGGGAGUGAGGAGAACGCAGUGGUGCUAUCAUAUUGGUGAAAGGUCGCUGGAGUUGGGAGUAAUCGUCGCCGGAAGUUUCGCCGGAAAAUAUUCAAAACCUUCAUUUACCUUCGAGGUAAGCCCGUAGAUAUAUCUAAUGACUAGAAUGUUCAUAUAGGUCAUUUUUACGUUCAUAAAUGGUCAUUUGGUUGAGUUUUGUGUUUGACAUGUUUAAAGAACCAAGAAACAUAAACCUUGAAUUUGAUGUUAAAAAUAUGUUUUAGUAAUUCUAAUAUGAUGUAUGAACCUUGGAGAACAUCUCUAUAUAGUUUAAUUGAAGUUCGGUGACUAAAAAUGGUUUUCCCGAAAAAUGGACCGAGGUUGAAGACGAAUGAACAGUGGCUGAAAAUCCACAGAGUGGAUCGAUCCCCUUCAUUGGAUCGAUCAUCUAGGAGUUUUUCUUCUAGUUGGAUCGAUCCAGAGGGCUGGAUCGAUCCUCCGAAACUCUGGUCCGGAAAUUUGUCUGAAAUUGCUAUUUUUGAGCUCUAAUAUCCUACUUUUGAUACCAAUUGAUUAUGAUUUGAAAUUGCUAUUUUUAAACGUCUUGUUGAAUGAUCAUUGUGAUGAAUAAUUGUUAUGAAUGAUUAUGAAUGAUAAACCUACUGAUUAGAAUGAUUAUUGAUGACUUAAUCAUGAUUAAAAAUGGACAUAUUGAUAAUCAUAAUGAGAAUGUAUUGUUAAGGAUAUCUAGAACAACUUUAAGAUAUACCCAUAAUGAAAUUGAUGUUGAAAGGUAUCUAGAAGAAAUCCAAGAUAUACCUAUUUAAGUUAGGCCUUCCGGGUAUGAUGCCCAGUGGCUGGGGUUAAAACGUAUGUACGGGAUCGAAGAACCAAACUUGAGUACCUACUCGUUUGGGGGUACCACCCAACCCAACAGUGAACACUACCAUACGCUGUUGGUUUUUGGUUGACCUUAAGCGAAGGUAAGUUUAAGAUUUGAAAACUCUUUUUAAAAUACUCCGUAUAUCUUAAACUAGGCCUAGCUUAAGGAUUAGGAUAUCUUGAACUAGAAUCAGUUUAAGAAUGGAAUUGGCCUUAGACUAAGUAUAG